This is a messenger RNA of Falco peregrinus (peregrine falcon), 1680 nucleotides long. RefSeq names its product interferon stimulated exonuclease gene 20 like 2 (gene ISG20L2). Lineage: Eukaryota; Metazoa; Chordata; Aves; Falconiformes; Falconidae. The record is from RefSeq and is a predicted model, not a curated record. Gene Ontology annotation, molecular function: 3'-5'-RNA exonuclease activity; nucleic acid binding. Gene Ontology annotation, cellular component: nucleus.
GGGGGGGGGCGGUGCCAGGACCCCCGGUGCUGAGGGGAGGUCCCAGUGCCGGCACCCCCGGUGCUGGGGAGGGCCUGGUGCCAGGCCCCCGGUGCUGAGCCACCUCUCCCCGCUGCAGGCAGGACUGGCCUGGCCGGCUGGGAGCCCCGGGGCGGGGGGUCGCCCUCCCGUCACCCCCCGCUCCCACGAUGACGGAUUUGCUCCUCAACGUGGACUUACCCCCUGUGAGCGCCCCCGGCAGGAAGGAGCCCGGUAACCCCAAGCACCGGCAGUUCCUGCGGCGGCGGCGGGUGCUGGAGCAGCGGGGUGUGCUGAAGCAGAAGCAGCUGCCGGUGGUCCAGCCGCCAGCAGGGAGAGGCUCCCUGAAGAAGCCAGGUCGGAGGGGGAAGGGGCUGGGGGCAGCCGGGGGACACCAGGAGAAACGGAACCCCCAGCCCAAGCCGUGCCGCAAAGCCAACGGUGCCACAUCUGUCACCCGGCCCAGUGCGGCCACGCAGAAUAGCUCCGCCAGCUCCAACAGGACAGGGCUUCCCUUGAAAAUCAAGGCGAAGCCCCGUGGGACGGCGAAGAGCAAGCGAAGCCCCCCUGCCUUCCCCCCGCAGCCCCCCAAACUGGUGGCCAUAGACUGUGAGAUGGUGGGCACAGGGCCUGGCGGGCGCACCAGCGACCUGGCGCGCUGUAGCAUCGUUGGCUACAACGGCGACGUCAUGUACGACCAGUACAUCCGUCCCGUCGCCCCCAUCGUGGAUUAUCGCACCCGCUGGAGCGGCAUCCGCCGGCACCACAUGGCCAACGCCGUCCCCUUCAGCAAGGCCCAGCGAGAGAUCUUGCGCAUCCUCGCUGGGAAGAUCGUGGUCGGCCACGCCGUCUCCAACGACUUCAAGGCGCUCAAGUACUUCCACCCGAAGGCGCUCACCCGGGACACGUCCCGGAUCCCCCUGCACCGUAAGGGCGGCUUCCCUGAGAACGUCUCCAUCUCCCUGAAGCGCCUCACCAAGCAGCUGCUCCACAAGGAUAUCCAGGUCGGGAAAACCGGCCACUGCUCGGUGGAGGACGCCCGGGCCACCAUGGAGCUCUACAAGGUGGUGGAGGCAGAGUGGGAGCAACACCUGAUGCUGAACCCCGAGCAGGACUGACAGCCCCGCACCCCCAUCCUGCGCCCCAGGGGGGGCCCAGAGCCCGCAGGGAGGAACCGGGAGCGCGCCGAGGGGCCACUCCAUCCCUCCGGGCGAGGUAGCGGGGACGGUGGGAGCCAGGCGGGACCGUCCCUGUGCCCCGGUGUGCCUUGUCACGCCACUGCUGUUGUGCUCCGUCCUCCCCCAGGGACAUGGGGGAGAGCUGGGGCCAGCCUGUGCCUUGCCAGGGGGGGCUUUGGGUGCUGCCCGCCCCCCCGCCAGAACAGCUCGGUGCUGCCGGAGGUGCCGAUAACGCCGCGGGGCUGUGGGUCUGGGUGCGGCGUCGGGGCUUUGCCAGCCACAUGCGCUCAGUUACCGGAGGCAGGGGGGGGGAUCCGUGCCCGGAGCAGGCUCCUUCCCUCCCGGUUUCUUCCCAUCUUGCAAAACUACCUCUGACAAGGGCAGGAACUGCCGAAGGCUCCGGGGCUGGGGCGUGGGAGCGGGCAGCGCGCGGGAGGUGGGAAGCGGAUCCUGCCGGAAAGUCCCUGCUCCCAUUUCAGAGCCU